GGUAGCAGAGAGAUUUGUUUUUUCUGCAAAAGGAAGGUGGGUAGUUUGGAGAGAGACUGAGGGAAAAAGGGUGGAUGUGGAAGCCAAGCGGCCGAACUCUCUCAUUUAGGAAACCGCGAACUGUUUGCACAGCUUAUGCUCACAUGCCUAAUACUACUACAGCGUCUCAGAAAACACCUUUGGGGGAAGGUUUGACUUGUCUCGAAGAGUCUCAGUGUUUUUCCUCGACGGAUAGGGAGCUGCUUGGAUGCGAAGAGACGGCAUGAUGUGAAUGACUCCAGUGUGAAGAAAUCUUCGCCAACUCAUCCUGCAUCAAGUGCCCAUUGAGUAGCACUGUCACUUUAAUGUCUCCAUGCCAGGGGAUUGCUUUCCUUCUUUUCAAUCCUCUCGGUUAAUACGUGGGAGGAUCAGAAUCAGAGGGGGCAUUAAGGAUCAAGCCUGAGGGGCUUGGAGAGCACAGAAGAAAAAAAAUGAAAGUGACAGCAAGCUGGAUCCUGUCUUACUGAGGGGGUGAGAUCCGGAACUUCUGGUCCAGUGAAUAGAAAGGGGCCUUUCAGUCUGUUCUGCCCCAGGAAACUGUCCAAACUCACCCACCUUUUUAGAGACUAGAGUCAAAGAGGUUUUUAAAAGUAUUUUUGGGGGGUGAGGGUUUUAAAUUUUUCUCUAAAGAAUUGAGGGUUUUUUAUCAUCAACCAGUUCAUCUUUGAAUUAGAUCAUGUAUUGAGUAAUGAGACAGCUGUGUAAAUUUGGUUUGUGCCUUAAUUGAGUUAGUCAUCGAACUCCAAAAAUGCUGCUGCCUGAAGAGGAGUUUUAAUAAUGUUUUCUAUGCUUACAAUAAUUUUCUUUUUAAACAGAAUAAAUGUUUUAUAAACAUUGAAAAACUCAAAAGCUAUUUUUCUUUAAACUCCGUGGGCACUGUCAAAGUUGGUGGAAAAAAUACAUCAUUUUUUCUUUAUUUGAAAGAGAAGACAGCCUGGAUUUCAAACAGUGAAGUGGUUUGCAACAGUUACCUGGCCCUUGGCCUCCAUCCAGGUGGAUCAAGUUGAGACCUGAAAAGAGAUCUUGAAUCCUGUGUCAGUGGAAAGACCCAAGAAUGCCAGUCAAGAAGAAAGAUACUGACCGAGCUUUAUCAUUACUGGAAGAAUACUGCAAAAAAUUAAGGAAACCAGAGGAGCAGCAGUUGAAAAACGCUGUUAAAAAGGUGAUGGGUAUCUUUAAGAGCAACUUAUUCCAAGCUUUGCUAGAUAUUCAAGAAUUUUAUGAGAUGACAUUGCUAAAUUCUCAAAAAAGUUGUGAGCAGAAGAUAGAAGAAGCCAAUCAAGUUGCACAGAAAUGGGAGAAGACAUCCCUUCUUGCUCCAUGCCAUGAUAACCUUCAAAAGUCUGUAGAGCAAAACCAAGGCAAGUGCCCAGCCCAGAAUUGUUCAGUGGAAGCCCCUGCUUGGAUGCCUGUUCACCACUGUACUAAGUAUCGCUAUCAAGAUGAGGACACUCCACAUGAUCAUUCCUUACCUCGACUGACCCACGAAGUGAGAGGCCCUGAACUUGUGCAUGUAUCGGAAAAGAACCUGUCUCAAAUAGAAAAUGUCCAUGGAUACGUCUUGCAGUCACACAUCUCUCCUCUGAAGCUCUCAGAUCCAUUUGGAAUUCAUUCUAGUGUACAGUGUGAGGCCAGCCCUGCUCCUAUAAUUGUCAACACAGAUACUUUGGACACGAUUCCUUAUGUCAAUGGAACAGAAAUUGAAUAUGAGUUUGAAGAAAUUACACUGGAGAGGGGGAAUUCUGGCCUGGGAUUCAGUAUUGCUGGAGGGACAGAUAAUCCCCACAUUGGAGAUGACCCUGGCAUAUUUAUUACGAAGAUUAUACCUGGAGGUGCUGCAGCAGAGGAUGGCAGACUCAGGGUCAAUGAUUGUAUCUUACGGGUGAAUGAGGUGGAUGUGUCAGAGGUUUCCCACAGUAAAGCAGUGGAAGCGCUCAAAGAAGCAGGGUCUAUCGUUCGGCUGUACGUGCGUAGAAGACGACCCAUUUUGGAGACUGUUGUGGAAAUCAAGCUGUUCAAAGGGCCUAAAGGUUUAGGCUUCAGUAUUGCAGGAGGUGUGGGGAACCAACACAUUCCUGGAGACAACAGCAUUUAUGUAACUAAAAUUAUAGAUGGAGGAGCUGCACAGAAAGAUGGAAGGUUGCAAGUAGGAGACAGACUACUAAUGGUAAACAAUUACAGUUUAGAAGAAGUAACACAUGAAGAGGCGGUAGCAAUAUUGAAGAACACAUCAGAUGUAGUUUAUCUAAAAGUUGGCAAAGCCACCACCAUUUAUAUGACUGAUCCUUACGGCCCACCUGAUAUUACUCACUCUUAUUCUCCACCAAUGGGAAACCAUCUUCUCUCUGGCAACAAUGGCACUUUAGAAUACAAAACCUCCCUGCCGCCCAUCUCUCCAGGAAGGUACUCACCAAUUCCAAAGCACAUGCUUGUUGAAGACGAUUAUACCAGGCCUCCGGAACCUGUUUACAGCACUGUGAACAAACUGUGCGAUAAGCCUGCUUCUCCCAGGCACUAUUCCCCUGUUGAGUGUGACAAAAGCUUCCUUCUCUCAGCUCCCUACCCCCACUACCACCUAGGCCUGCUCCCUGACUCUGAGAUGACCAGUCAUUCCCAACACAGCACUACAACCCGCCAGCCUUCAGUGAGUCUCCAACGGGCCAUCUCCCUGGAAGGGGAGCCGCGCAAGGUGGUCCUGCACAAAGGCUCCACUGGCCUGGGCUUCAACAUCGUGGGCGGGGAAGAUGGAGAAGGUAUUUUUGUAUCCUUCAUUCUGGCUGGUGGACCAGCAGACCUGAGUGGGGAGCUCCAGAGAGGAGACCAGAUCCUAUCUGUGAAUGGCAUUGACCUUCGAGGAGCAUCCCAUGAACAGGCUGCUGCAGCGCUAAAGGGGGCUGGACAGACGGUGACGAUUAUAGCACAAUACCAACCUGAAGAUUACGCUCGAUUUGAGGCCAAAAUCCAUGACCUACGAGAGCAGAUGAUGAACCACAGCAUGAGCUCCGGGUCCGGGUCCCUGCGAACCAAUCAGAAACGCUCUCUCUAUGUCAGAGCCAUGUUUGACUACGACAAGAGCAAGGACAGUGGGCUGCCAAGUCAAGGACUUAGUUUUAAAUAUGGAGACAUUCUCCACGUUAUCAACGCCUCUGAUGAUGAGUGGUGGCAAGCCAGGAGAGUCACGCUGGAGGGCGACAGUGAGGAGAUGGGGGUCAUCCCCAGCAAGCGGAGGGUGGAAAGAAAGGAACGUGCCCGAUUGAAGACAGUGAAGUUUAAUGCAAAACCUGGAGUGAUUGAUUCAAAAGGGUCAUUCAAUGACAAGCGUAAAAAGAGCUUCAUCUUUUCACGAAAAUUCCCAUUCUACAAGAACAAGGAGCAGAGUGAGCAGGAAACCAGUGAUCCUGAACAACAUGUUUCUUCUAAUGCCAGCGAUAGCGAAAGUAGCUACCGAGGACAGGAAGACUUCAUUCUUUCUUAUGAGCCUGUCACAAGACAGGAAAUAAACUAUACCCGGCCAGUGAUUAUCCUGGGCCCCAUGAAGGAUCGGAUCAAUGAUGACUUGAUAUCAGAAUUCCCUGACAAAUUUGGCUCCUGUGUGCCUCAUACUACGAGGCCAAAGCGUGACUACGAGGUGGAUGGCAGAGACUAUCACUUUGUCAUUUCCAGAGAACAGAUGGAGAAAGACAUCCAAGAGCACAAGUUUAUAGAAGCCGGCCAGUACAAUGACAACUUGUAUGGAACCAGUGUGCAGUCUGUGAGAUUUGUAGCAGAAAGGGGCAAACACUGUAUACUUGACGUAUCAGGAAAUGCUAUCAAGCGGUUACAAGUUGCUCAGCUCUAUCCCAUUGCCAUCUUCAUUAAACCCAAGUCUCUGGAACCUCUGAUGGAGAUGAAUAAGCGUUUAACAGAGGAACAAGCCAAGAAAACCUAUGACCGUGCAAUUAAGCUAGAACAAGAAUUUGGAGAAUAUUUUACAGCUAUUGUCCAAGGUGACACCUUAGAAGAUAUCUAUAACCAAUGCAAGCUUGUUAUUGAAGAGCAAUCUGGGCCUUUCAUCUGGAUUCCCUCAAAGGAGAAGUUAUAAAUUAGCCACUGCACCUCCAACAAUGACAGAAGAGCAUUUAGAAGAACAAAAUAUAUAUAAUACACUACUUGGAGGUUUUUAUGUUUCUGUUGCAUUUAUGUUUUUGCAGUCAAUGUGAAUUCUUAUGAAUGUACAACACAAACUGUGUGAAGCCAUGAAGGAGAAGGAGGGGCCAAAGGGUGGGACAGAAAAGACAGUGCAGUACGCGGGAAGGCUUUGCUUUGCUCAGAGUGCCAGGGGUAGGGAUGAACCUCUGACGGGCUUUGUGCCCAAGAGAUGGGCAGCCUCCUCACCCAGCAGAUGUCCAGAGCUGAUUUAGCUGCUGAGCUCCCUGUGUUUUUUGCUUUAAAGAAAAGUUGCCAGCACUUGAACUUCACCAACCUUCCCAUUACCCACAUCUGUAAUUGGUACACUUCGAAUUUUAUAACUAUGCACCUCCUUUGAUUUCUUAACAAGCAAAAGAAAGAACGAAGGGAAAAAAAGAAAGGAGUCCCUUUGGAGACGGCAUAAUAUCAGGGAAGGAUAAGUGUGUAGUUUCUUUUCCUGGCAUCUGCAAAGACAAGCAUUUCAUAAAAUUUGCGAGUGUGUGGAGGACUGACCUCACUGAGGAGGGGAUUCCACCUGGGGUUAGCUUUAUGAUUGUUUAUCGUCUAUUUUGCCAUUUAUAAACUUAAAGAAGGCACUAAAGAUGAGAAUAAUUUAUAUAAUAAAAAUAUAUUAAAUGUAUAGAAAUGAAUUUCUAUAGGUUAAAGAAGUUUUGUGAAAUAUUUUGUAAAGAUUAAUUCAUUGAAAGACUAAAUGUAUGCACUAUCUGCAGAUGGUCCAAUUCAACACCAGAAAGCUGCACUCUCCCUUUUGUUGCCAAUGAUCCAUUGAGAGCAUCUGAGUUCCUUCUGAAGCCUGACAAAGACUUCUCCCUCACUUACCUCCCAUGAUCUCCCUUCCACGUUAGUGAUACACUCCCAUGGAGCACAUCCCUUAAUGAGUUACCCUCAUGAAUAUUUUUGGAGGACAUUUGGUUAAUGCAUUUUUUUAAGCUGAUGGCUUUCAGAGACAAACUCAUGCAAAUGAUGUAAAGGGAAGUUUUUGCUUUUGCUUUUCUCUUGUUAAACAACCUGGGCCUGCCAUGCAAAUAGUUGAAUAAUGUUGUUCCUAGUUAACUUACAUACAGUUCUUAAAGGAUCAUUUAGUAUUUUGGCCAUCAUGAAUAAUUAGGACUUUUUUUUGGUCUGUUUCACAAGUAACUGAGGGUUUUGUAAUAGCCAGAGAAGGUAUAGAGCCAUGGAGAGAUCUGCCCCAAAAUGCACUAUUUCUCUGAGGAAGAGAGAGAGAAGGGAAGCAUCUGGUUGGGGGGGCGUGAGGGGUACAGACUUUUUUUUCUGUGUACCGGACAAAGAGAUAGAACCAUCAGGAAAGACCAUUAAUGACUUUGAGCUCAACCAACUGAACUGCCUUUCUUGGGGGAUGCGCCUGGACCAAGUUUAUUUUUUAGCAAUUAUAAUAAUGAUGAUUUACAAAAAGAAACCUCCCGAAGCCUAUAUCCCACUUUAGAGCCAUUGGUGACAUCAGCAUUGCUUGUGCCCAGGGCGUUUAGAGAGAGACUUUUCAGUGAUCUCAAUAACUACUCAACUCUGGGUUGUAUACAUGCCCAAACUAAGCCCCAUCGCCUUAUCUCUGGGGUACAUCAGACCUGGCAGGGAUUCUGCCACACUGUGCAGCAAACCAGCAUGCAGGCUGCGAUGGGAGAGCAAGAGACAGCCAUCAGCAGUGAUGGGGCUUCUUCACAGUAAGAACAUCAGAGCUCAGAAUGAGGGUCUCUUUCCAAAAGCAAGCAUUAUUCGUCUUACACUAAACUACCACUGUCUGCCCGGCUGCAGUCACCAAAACAAACACAAAAAUGCAAAGUCAUGCAUCUACCUAUAGUCUUGAGGCUACCUUUACCAAUGGAAGGGCUAGCAGUGCAUUUUUCCCUCUGAUGAAAGUUAAAUUUCCCAAGACUUCCUUGGAGCACUCAAAAUGUCAAAAAUGUGUCCAUGUCUGCAAUUCGCCAGUUUCAGGUCAAGGCCUGCUUUCAUCAGUCUUACUCCCAGAAGUUUUCUGCCACCAGAAUGCCAUUCCUGAUCCCAGCUCGACUUUUAGGCCGCCAUGAUGACUUCUUUGGUUUCUCAACUAAGCAUGCAACCAUUUAUGUAAAGGACUGUCACUAAUGAAUAGAUGUUUCCAUGGGUCAUGUGAUGUGCUUUCCAUUUAAUCUUAAGUAUUGCUGUGGCUGAGUACAAUCAGAUUGAACGCACCAACCCUUGGUUUUGUAGUAAUAUAAUUAUUUAUUUUCCUAGUGUAGAUGCUUCUGAUUAGAAUUGGCAUU
Molecule: messenger RNA, 6485 nt
Organism: Globicephala melas (long-finned pilot whale)
Lineage: Eukaryota; Metazoa; Chordata; Mammalia; Artiodactyla; Delphinidae
Gene: DLG2
Product: discs large MAGUK scaffold protein 2
Biological process (GO): receptor localization to synapse; chemical synaptic transmission; embryo development
Cellular component (GO): plasma membrane; postsynaptic density membrane; neuromuscular junction
Molecular function (GO): kinase binding
Source: RefSeq, a predicted model, not a curated record